Messenger RNA from Notolabrus celidotus (New Zealand spotty), 1427 nucleotides. RefSeq lists its product as uncharacterized. The transcript is spliced from 9 exons. Bases 126 to 1286 code for a protein of 386 amino acids. Gene Ontology annotation, biological process: proteolysis. The record is from RefSeq and is a predicted model, not a curated record. Gene Ontology annotation, molecular function: cysteine-type peptidase activity. NCBI's taxonomy places the organism in Eukaryota, Metazoa, Chordata, Actinopteri, Labriformes, Labridae.
AUGACACCUUUGGGCCAAGUAAAACAAGGGACACAAACUGUCACGUGGAGAGAUGGUUUGGGAUCGUUAAACAGUCAAUUCUGAGAAAUCAGAGAAGACUAAGGGCAGGGACUUUUGUUCGAAAAAUGUAUGGCUCUUUACAGGGAAGAUACAGAGAACACAUUAUGUGUCACAACUUCUCAGAGCAGUUGCUCCUCAAACCCAUGCCACCAAAAGACAUCACUCAGUCUCAGGAAGGUUGGGCAAAGAGAAAUGGAACAAAGCCUCUCACCACCAGGUCCAAAUAUUUCAAUGCUCCAUCCACUCUUCCAGUUCCAAAGAAAGCAAAAUCAACACAGAACACUGGCAGAGAUCUUCAGAAGACCACAGAUGACCUCACAAUUAAAGGGUCAACACCUGUCACAGAGGUUAAUGCCCUUUGGAAAUGCAAACCAUCGGAAGUUGUUGUAGCUGUUGUGCAAGAUGCUGAACAGAAAACCACUUACACCCUCCGGCACAGGGAAUUCCAAACUUUGAAGCCUGAUGAACUCAUCAUGGGCGAGGUGAUAGAAUGUUACAUCAGAGCCAUCCUCAACUCCAAGGGUACUGCCCAGCGACUGUACUUGAUGAAUCACUACACCAUUGGCGUAAUAUUACAUGGCACAAGGGAGCAGAUGGCCAGGCAAGGGUUAAAAAAGGUCACAUUUGAUGACUAUGAUGGAGCCAUUGGAUUUGUUAACAUAAGAAAUGUGCACUGGAAGUUUGUGUAUCUUCAUGCCCUCUCAAGCCACAUUUUUGUGGUUGACCCUCAGCAAGGGUCAAAUGAAGUUGAGGAGUCCAAAAAGGCUGGUCACAGAUUUGGACAAUAUUUCAAGAUGCGCAGGAACAGAUUUGGAAAGGAGGACUGGGUUAACAUCAAGUGGCAGCCUGGCCAGAUAACCCAUACCUUCCAGAAAGAUGUCACCAGUUGUGGGGUCUUUGUCAUGCAGAUGGCCAAGAUGACAGUGAUGGGAUUCCCAAACAUACCACAAACAUUUCACAUUGACUCUGCAAAGAAACGUCUUCAGGUUCUAAGAAGAGAAAUGGCAGAAGAAAUUCUGAAAGGAUCAGUUUCAAAGGAUGACUUCUGUUCCCUGUGUGGAAGUGAGGACCUACCCAAAAAUGUUGCUAAUGCUGUUUGGAUUCAAUGUGAGACUUGCACAAGGUGGUUUCACACACAUUGCCUUGGAAUUACAGCAUCACAAAUACCAAGCACAGAUACCCCCUGGUAUUGUGAGUUGUGCAAGAGCCCUGAGUUGAGUAGCUGAGGGUAAGUUUGACUAACUCUGACCUGAGAUGGAACAGUUAAGCUCAGGAGAUUUUUGGAAUAGAAUUCCAUAAUCUUUAACAGUAGGACUAUAUUUACAGACUGCAUUUAUGUGGAAGUGUGGUCCAGCCAGAAGUUAUAA